This is a messenger RNA of Dovyalis caffra, 1368 nucleotides long. The record is from the annotation of a GenBank genome assembly. Lineage: Eukaryota; Viridiplantae; Streptophyta; Magnoliopsida; Malpighiales; Salicaceae.
AUGUUGGACCUUGGAGGGGAGUGGAGGAGAGGGGUGGAGCAGUCUUUCCCGACUUCUCUAUGUCUAUAUAAUGCUAUAGAACCCCAAUUGAUAAGUGAAACAUUUAUUCUUUUGCUUGCUUCUACAUUGUUUUGCAGAGAACUUUAUAGCAGCCAUAUUCACCCUGAUGUGAAGCAAAGUGUCGAAUCAUCUUUCCCACACUAUGGGCACUCAGGCAUAGUUGAGGCUGCACGUGAUCUUUAUAUGCAAAUUGAAGGAAAUCCUGCAGAUAAUGUGGAAAAUUACAAAAUGCCAAUUGAAGUUAUGAACUGCACUUCUUUACCCAUUUGCAAUUUGUAUGGAGAUACAGAAUCAGAAAGCAGCUCUGGUUUCCUUUCCUCAUUGCUGGGAGCUGGAUGUGAGUGCGAUGGAUAUAGUCUGCGCAUAGUUGGCCAUUCCCUCGGAGGUGCCAUUGCUGCUUUGCUAGGACUGAGGUUAUAUCAUCGGUACCCAACUUUACAUGUCUAUGCAUAUGGACCCCUUCCAUGUGUGGAUUUGGUCAUAGCAGAAGCAUGUUCAGAGUUCGUUACAAGCAUUGUACACAACAAUGAAUUUUCUGCACGGCUUUCAGUUGGAUCAAUCCUACGGCUUCGUGCUGCGGCAAUUGUGGCACUCGCACAGGAUUCCAAAACUGAUACAGCCUUGAUUUUUAGGCUUGCUCGUCAAUUUCUCUUUGUGGGCAAGAAUCAAAGAGGGAGGACUAGGGUAGUUGAUCCAUCAGAGCUACAUUCUGCAGCCACCACAACAGAAGAACUGGAUCACAAAGUCCAUGUGGGAAGCAAUAAGGUGGAUCAAAGCUAUUCUCUCUGGAAUGAAUCAGACAGGACCAAUAGUGGUGGUGAUACAGAUGAUGACAAUUUUGAAAAUCCAUUUUAUGACAGUUCUGCUGUCGUAAAAUCAUUGGACGAUCCUGUAUCGCAAUUUCUGGAAACUAUCCCCAGAUCUGAAAAUGGGUCAGCUGGGGAUCAUGCAGAGAUGUUUCUACCAGGCCUUGUGAUUCAUAUGGUACCACAACAAAGGCACAACAGUAUGCCCUUGUGGAAAGGCUGGAGACUACAAGAGAGUUCACGGAAUUAUAGAGCUUAUUUAGCAAACAGAGAUGUCUUUAAAGAUAUUGUUGUGUCACCAAGUAUGUUCUUUGAUCAUCUACCUUGGAGAUGUCACAAUGCCUUGAGAAAGGUGUUGGAAUCUCAGAAUGACAAAGGCCUGCUUGACAUAUCUCAAAUCGUGUGGGUCUGCAUGAACCAGACCCUGGACUUGGAAAAGGAUAGGAGCACCAGCAUGAUUAAUUUGUACAGCGGCGGUUGCUCUGCAUUCCAAUAUUCAUAA